Messenger RNA from Fomitiporia mediterranea MF3/22, 801 nucleotides. RefSeq names its product 1-acyl-sn-glycerol-3-phosphate-acyltransferase. Gene Ontology annotation, molecular function: 1-acylglycerol-3-phosphate O-acyltransferase activity. The transcript is spliced from 3 exons. The record is from RefSeq and is a predicted model, not a curated record. Gene Ontology annotation, biological process: phosphatidic acid biosynthetic process. NCBI's taxonomy places the organism in Eukaryota, Fungi, Basidiomycota, Agaricomycetes, Hymenochaetales, Hymenochaetaceae. Gene Ontology annotation, cellular component: membrane; endoplasmic reticulum. The annotation marks the transcript as partial.
AUGAUGUCGCUCCUCAGCUUCGUCAAACCACUUGCAUACCUCUCUGUUCCUUUCUUCUUAUUGCGUACAGCAAGUAAUUCCUCUCCGUCGGCACGUUAUUAUAUUCGACUAGGAUUAUACCUUUCAACAUUUGGUGUGUGCUCAGUAUGGGGCAUCCUCGUUUCGAUAGGCAUGACAGCGGUAGGGAAACGAUUUGACAUCAACUGGGUCGUUGCGCGUUCUUUCUAUCAUCUCACGAGCCGAGUUUUGGGGAUAUAUGUUGAGGUGGAGGGCGAGGAGCAUCUAUCAGUGAAACCGGCCAUACUGGUUGCAAAUCAUCAAAGCAUGCUUGAUAUUCUCUACACGGCACGGGUCUUUCCUAAGCAGGCGUCCAUAACCUCAAAGAAAGAGCUUCAAUGGAUGCCGUUAUUAGGGCAGUAUAUGACUUUAUCCGGUGCUAUAUUUAUCGAUCGCAAAAACAACGCUCGCGCAAUAAAGUCUGUUGCAGAUGCGGGUCUGGCGAUGAAGCAGCGGCAAAUAUCGGUAUGGGUGUAUCCCGAAGGGACUCGCACUCUCAGCGAGAAAUUGGACAUGUUGCCUUUCAAAAAAGGCGCUUUCCAUAUGGCAGUUCAAGCCGGAGUACCGAUUACGCCGAUAAUCUGCCAAAAUUACUGGAAUCUCUAUCACGGGGGCACAUUCGAGAGCGGGAUAAUCAAGGUCAAGGUCCUCCCACCCAUACCAACCGCCGGCUUGACGGCAUCCGAUGUGGGAGAACUGGCUGCUUCAGUGAGGGAGAAGAUGCUGGAGGCACUUCACGAAAUU